Pseudovirgaria hyperparasitica is the source of this 1209-nucleotide messenger RNA. RefSeq names its product alpha/beta-hydrolase. NCBI's taxonomy places the organism in Eukaryota, Fungi, Ascomycota, Dothideomycetes, Acrospermales, Acrospermaceae. The transcript has 3 exons. Gene Ontology annotation, biological process: epoxide metabolic process. The record is from RefSeq and is a predicted model, not a curated record. Bases 1 to 1209 code for a protein of 402 amino acids. Gene Ontology annotation, molecular function: epoxide hydrolase activity.
AUGGUUCCCGUCACCUGUAAGCUCGACCUCAAGCCUUUCAAGGCCCACCACUCUGAGCAGCAAUUGGAGGACUUUAAGACGCUGCUUAGACUCACACCCAUUGCUCCUGAGACCCAUGAGAACACUACCCGACUCGAUGGUCACUAUGGGUUGUCCCGGGAAUGGGCAAUUCGCAUGAAAGAUGUCUGGCUGAACAAGUACGACUGGCGCAAAACCGAAGAUCACAUCAAUUCUUUCAAUAACUACACCACCCAGAUCAAAGGCAAAGAUGGCAAGGAAUAUACAACUCAUUUUGUUGCCAUGUUCUCGGACAGCCCAGACGCUGUACCCGUCGCUCUCGUGCACGGCUGGCCUGGUAGCUUUCUUGAGUUUCUCCACUAUCUCAACCACGUGAAGAGCAGAUAUACAUCUCAGGAUUUGCCAUACCACUUUAUCGUUCCAUCGAUGACUGGAUAUGCUUACUCCAGUGGGCCCUCGAUUACUACAGAAUGGACAACUAACGAUAUUGCCUACGUGAUCAACGAGCUCAUGACUGGUCUCGGAUUCGGAAGUGGCUAUAUAUCUCACGGUGGCGAUAUCGGCAGCUUCGUCUCACGUAUCCUCGCGGCUAAGUAUGACAACUGCAAAGCCAUCCACCUGAAUUUCUGUAUCACUGGUGGUGAACCCAAGGAUGUUAAAAACGAAGAAAUUACCCCUCAAGAAUGGGAAGGGAUGAAGCGGCUUGCGGACUUUGGCACCUACGGAAACGCAUAUGCAAAGGAACACGGCACCAAAGGCGGUACAAUUGGUCUUAUCCUGGCAUCCAAUCCGUUGGCACUAUUGUGCUGGAUUGGAGAAAAAUAUAUUGCCUGGACGGAUGAGACGCCAAAAGAUGAGGAUAUUCUGGACUCAGUCAUGCUAUACUGGGUAACGGAGACAUUUCCGCGGUGCAUCUACCCCUACAUCGACUUCUUUGGGCGCGGCAACGAGUCGACUGUCUUUCACGGACAUCCUGACUAUUACGUGAAGAAGCCUAUUGGAUAUUCGUAUUUCCCGUUUGAAUUAGGUCCUGUGCCUCUUGCCUGGGCAAAAACUACAGGCAAUAUUGUAUUUCAUCGUGCCCAUAAGUCAGGUGGUCACUUUGCAGCACUUGAAAAGCCAAAGGAACUAUUCGAGGACCAAGAAGAGUUCAUCAAGGGUUUGAACUGGAGCACUCUUGUAAGCAAAUAG